Molecule: messenger RNA, 381 nt
Organism: Stegastes partitus (bicolor damselfish)
Lineage: Eukaryota; Metazoa; Chordata; Actinopteri; Pomacentridae
Product: prostate-associated microseminoprotein-like
Exons: 3
Coding region: 1-381 (126 amino acids)
Cellular component (GO): cytoplasm
Source: RefSeq, a predicted model, not a curated record
AUGGCAGCAGGAGCUCUGUUGGCUUUCCUCUUGUUCCUGAGUGUCAGUGUUCCAUGUCUGUCUGUUUAUAACAGCGGAGAAUGCUUCUUCAACACCAAAGGGAGCUGUGAGUACAUGGGGCAGCUGUACGGCAUUGGAGAGAGCUGGAUCACCUCCGACUGCUACCAGUGCGUCUGCAUGGAGCCUUUUGGAGUCGGAUGCUGCGACUAUGCAUCGAAGCCUGUGGACUAUCCAGACUGGUGCGAAAUCAUCCGGAAACCCGACUCCUGCACCAGCGUCGCCGUGAUGAGGGUCAAUCACAAGCUGCCCUGCCUCUGGGGACAAGGACGCCUCCGAACAGGGCAGCAGCCGUGGAGAUCUGACAAUGACCCUUUAUUUUGA